Vespa velutina is the source of this 8598-nucleotide messenger RNA. Its product is annotated as putative aminopeptidase-2. Gene Ontology annotation, biological process: peptide catabolic process; proteolysis. The coding region runs from base 344 to 8413 and encodes 2689 amino acids. Gene Ontology annotation, molecular function: peptide binding; zinc ion binding; metalloaminopeptidase activity. The record is from RefSeq and is a predicted model, not a curated record. The transcript has 33 exons. NCBI's taxonomy places the organism in Eukaryota, Metazoa, Arthropoda, Insecta, Hymenoptera, Vespidae. Gene Ontology annotation, cellular component: cytoplasm.
GUGAUAACGGUUAUCCGAGUACAUGAUAAGAUAACGAAAGAUAUAAUAAUACAGUCAUUUGCUUGUGGAUAAGUAUAAAAUAUAUUAUAUUACUUAGCAGAUUUGAACUCGAAACAGAAGCCGUGAAAGAACUACGUCUUUCUCUAUAGAUACAUUCACGCGUUGAGUACUCAUUCAUUUUAACAAUGAAUUAGUGAUACAAAUAAUUAUGUGCAUCAAUGAAUUUAGAAAAGUAAUAUGAUAAUAGAUACGAAUAGUAUAAAGAUAAUUUUGAUGUAAUUGGGAUUCUUAUCCAACAAGGUAUGUAAUUAAUAAAGACUGAAACUCUAAUAAAAUCUAUACGAUGGAAUGUCAUCGAAUAUUAUUUUUAAUUAUAAGUCUAGAGGUUUUUCUAAUCAGCGGACACACGAAGGACAUUUCAGAAGAUGAAUCAAAAGUUAAAGAUGAUCUUUCUUCGGAGAACUAUCGAUUGCCGACAACGAUGCAUCCAACUUCUUACGAAAUUACUCUGUUUCCUAAGCUAACCGGAAAUUUUUCAUUCAAAGGCGAAGUAAAAAUUAAUGUUACAGUUGAUACGCCUACCAAAUUCAUUGUUCUUCACCAAGGAAAUCUAUUAAAUGUAAAUGCGUCGGUUAGUGCUGAGAAUGAAUGGUUAGAAAUUGAAAAACAAAGUUAUGAUAAAGAGAACGAACAAUAUAAUAUUCAAUUGAAAGACGAUCUGAAAGUAGGCAAUGAAAUAUUAUUACAUUUCACUUACGAUGGUUUUCUUCGAGACGAUAUGAUUGGAUUUUAUAAGAGCUCGUAUAUAACUGACGACAAUAGGCUUCGAUGGUUAGCAACAACUCAAUUCGAAACGACACACGCGAGGCAUGCUUUUUUAUGCUUCGACGAGCCGGGUUUCAAAGCGACAUUCAAGAUAAGUUUAAUACGAUCAGAAGAAUUUACUAGCAUCAGUAAUAUGCCAUUGGAAAAUACCAAACAAAUUUCAUCGAAUUUGUAUCUGGACACUUUCAAGACAACCGUUCCUAUGUCCACAUAUCUUGUAGCCUUUGCUAUAUUCGAUUUUCAUAGUUUUGAAGUAGAAAACUUGACAGUUUGGACGAGACCAAAUCUGAUACAUGAAGCUUAUUACGCUUCGAAGAUUGGUUCUGAUGCAUUAAUCUAUUUGACAAGUUUGUUCCAACAAAAAUAUGAACUACCAAAGAUGGAUAUGGUUGCAGUACCAGAUUUUUCGGCAGGAGCUAUGGAAAAUUGGGGAUUAAUUACGUAUCGAGAAUCACGAAUGCUCUACAAUGAAAACGAAUCUUCUAUAGUCGCUCAACAAAACGUAGCUUCUGUUAUCAUUCACGAGAUUACGCAUAUGUGGUUCGGUAAUUUGCUCACUCCAUCCUGGUGGAGUUAUUUAUGGUUGAGUGAAGGUUUCGCCAGAUACUUUCAAUAUUUCGGUACAGCACAGGUUGAGAAAACUUGGAGUAUGGAGGAUCAAUUCCUAGUGGAACAAUAUCAAGCAGCUUUGGGUGUUGAUGCAAUAGAAACAUCACAACCGAUGACAAGAGAGAUUCGUAAUCAAUCGCAAGUUAAUGAAAUUGGAGAUUCUAUCACUUAUGCCAAAGGAGCCAGUAUUAUUCGUAUGAUGAGUUAUAUCAUUGGUAUUGACAAAUUCUAUGAGGCUUUACGUUUCUACAUACGUGAUAACAAAAAUAUUGGUAUCGUCGAACCUAAAAACUUGUGGAUAGCGUUACAGAAAGUCAUCGACUCUUCGAAUAUUGAUAUAGAAAUUAUUAUGAAUAAUUGGACGAAGAAGCCAGGAUUUCCUGUAUUAACAGUUAUCAUUGAAAAGGGUAAAGCAAAGCUAGAACAAAAACGUUUUCUUUUAAGAAAUUUCAAAUCCACACUUGUAAAUGAAAUAUGGCCAAUACCGAUCACUUAUACCACACAAAAGCAAAUGGAUUUCAAAUCGAUCGAAGUAAAACAUUGGAUGAAAGAUAAAGAACAAACGAUCAAUAUCGAUAUUUCUGAUUCGGAUUGGAUAGUAUUCAAUGUACAACAAGCUGGCUUUUAUCGAGUAAAUUACGAUAAUGCCUCGUGGUAUCGAAUUAUUGAUACAUUGAAGAGCGAUAGUUUUGAAAAAAUACACGUAUACAAUCGAGCCGGGAUCAUCGAUGAUCUAUUAAAUCUCGCGAGAACUGGAUUAUUAGAUUAUCGAACUGCUCUUGACGGUCUUCAAUAUCUCCAACAAGAGAAAAAUUACUUACCUUUCAAAGCUGCAUUUAAAGGCCUUGAUUAUCUUACUCAACGAUUUUCCGGUAACGAAGUUAAUUACGUUUUAUACAAGAAAUACGUUUUAUCGCUCAUCGAAAAUGUUUAUCAAACUCUUGGAUAUGUAGAUCGAAAAAAGGAUGAUCGAUUAACGAUACAGCUACGACGAGAAUUAAACGACCUUGCUUGCAAAUUCGGCCACGAAGAAUGCGUCUUUAGUUCUCUAGAAUAUUUCCGUAGUAUGAUAAACGCAGUUUCCCGGAUUGAACCGAACCAAAGAUCGGCAGCAUAUUGUAUGGGUGUACUUUAUGGUAAUGUCGAUGAUUGGAACUUUUUAUGGAAUCAUUACAAAACUUCGAAAGUGGUAUCUGAACAAUUGGUUAUACUAAAUGCUCUUGGAUGCAGCAACGAUACCGAUAUCUUGAAACAAUAUCUUAAAUAUGCCAUUUCACCUUACGAAAAACACAAAAUUCGCAAACAAGAUAGCACGAGCAUUUUCUCAGCCGUCUACAGUUCGAGCUUAAUCGGAGUAAACUGCGUUCUCGAAUUCAUCGAUGAAAAUCACGAUGAAAUAGCAAAGUAUUAUGGUAGUUACGAUACGAUCGGCAGCAUACUCUCAGGUGCAUCUCGAUAUCUUUCAACGGAUGAACUCAUAAAUAAAUUCGAACAUUUGAUCAAAAGCCAUUUAGAAUUUACAGAAAUCUCUAAAUCUUUGACGAGUUCUCUAGAACUUGCUAAAUACGAAUUAAACUGGUAUACAAAAAAUGUUGAUCACAUUGUCUCGUGGAUAAAGGAUAAUAAUAAAGUGCCCGAUCUAUAUAAUAAUGAAUAUCAUCUACCGGGAGAUGUAAUUCCGAAGAAAUAUGUUCUUUCUUUGGAACCUUUCUUCGAUCCAGGCAAUUUCACGUUCAGUGGUACCGUGCAGAUUCUAGCAGUGGCCACUAAAAAAACGAAUCAAAUCGUUCUUCAUGCCUCUGACAUUACUUUACAUCUUGUUCAAGUUUGGGUUAGUAACAAGGAAGUAAAUGUUAAUAAUACCUAUAAAGACAAAAAUGAUUUUUUCGUGAUUAAACUCAAACAAGCGUUAGAUGAUAAAACGGAAAUGAACAUCCUCAUACGAUUCAUGGGCAAGUUGAACGAUGAUAUGCAAGGAUUUUACAGGAGUCAUUACAUCGACAAGAAUGGAAAAAAGAGAUGGUUAGCUGCCACUCAAUUGGCACCAAUCGGAGCUAGAAAAAUGUUUCCGUGUUUUGACGAGCCCAUGAUGAAGGCUAUCUUCUCUGUAGACGUUAUGAUACCAGAAAAUUAUCACUCUAUUAGUAAUACCAAGGUCGUAAGCAUCGACCAUUAUUCUAAUACUCAAAAAAACUGGUAUCGUUUCGAAGAAACAGAAUUGAUGUCAACAUAUCUUUUGGCAUUAGUAAUUGCCGAUUUCGAUUACAUGCAUGAGAUCAUAGAUGAAAGAAAUUACACUGCAUGGGCCAGUCCAAAUGCAUUCAAUGAGAUUUCUUAUGCUUUCUCUCUCGUGGAACCUUUUGUAAAAACUUAUGAACAACAUUUGAAGACUAAUUAUACAUUGAACAAACUCGAUAUAAUAGCUUUACCAGAUUUAGCAUACGGUGCUAUGGAAAACUGGGGUCUUCUUACGUUCAGAGAAGACAAACUGCUUUUUCAUUCGAAUGAAUCGAAUAUCCGUACUAAGCAAACUGUAACUACUGUGCUAUCACAUGAAAUUGCCCAUCAGUGGUUCGGAAAUUUAGUGAGUCCUCUUUGGUGGAAUUAUAUCUGGCUGAACGAGGGCUUCGCUACAUAUUUUGAAUACUUCGGUACAUCUUAUGAAUAUCCUGAAUGGGAAUUAGAAUGGCAAUUCGUCGUAGAUAAGCUUCAUUUUUCCUUUAAAAUCGACGCUUUAACAUCCAGUCAUCCUAUGACUUACGAUGUUCAGAGUACUACAGAAAUAAAAAAUAUUUACGAUAGCAUAUCUUAUGCCAAGGCUGCAAGUGUGAUAAGAAUGAUAGAAAAGACUUAUGGCAGUGAUGUUUUUUACGCUACUCUGCACCAAUAUCUCGAAGCACGGAAAUUCAAUGUAGCAACACCAGAGGAUCUCUAUGCGGCUAUCUCCAGUCGAUUAGCUGACCAAACAUCAGCAAAUAGAGUAAAUAAAUUUCUGGACUCUUGGACAACUCAAGUUGGAUAUCCGGUCGUUAACGUUGUGAUCGAUUCAUCUGGUUCGGCUACUCUAUCUCAAGAGCGCUUUUUCUUUAGAAAUGAGAAAAAUGAAUCUGUUGAAAAAAUUUGGAAAAUACCGAUCACGUGGACGUCUGAAAAAGAUCCGAAUUUCGAGAAUACGAGGCCACAAUUUUGGCUAAAUUAUGCUGAAAUGCGCGUAAUGACAGACAACAAUGAAGGUUGGAAAAUUUUCAAUGUCCAACAAGCUGGUUAUUAUCGUGUAAAUUAUGAUGAUUCUAAUUGGAAGCGUAUCAUCGACUUUUUAAAGACAGGAAAAUUCGAGAAAAUACAUAAGGUGAAUCGUGCCGCGUUAAUAGACGAUCUCAUGAAUCUUGCUAAGGCUGGAUACGUCAGUUAUGAUCUCGUUUUCUCAGCUACAGAAUAUUUGCAAUACGAAGAAGAUUAUUUACCGUGGCGAGCAUUUUAUAAUGGCUUGACGUACUUGCACAACAAAUUCGAGGGCCAAGAAAUUUUUGGGUUGUUGAAAGAACACGUUAAAAAGAUAAUGUAUCCGAUAGUUACAAAAUUAAUUGAUAAUCCAUUGAAAAGUUCCACAUCCCAUAUAUCUCAUCUUUUACAAAUGGAAUUACGCAAAUGGGCCUGUAAAUAUGCUAUUAGUUCUUGCGUCAUAGAUGCUUUAUAUUAUUUUAAGAACCAAAUAUACCAGAUACCACCGAAUGAACGACCCAGCGUAUAUUGUGUAUGGGCUACAAGAUCAAGUGGCUGGGACUUUCUUUGGCAGUCAUAUUUAAAUUCCAGGGUCACCUCAGACAAACUUGUAAUUCUUAAUGCAUUGGGUUGUUCUCAAAAUACUUAUAAUUUGCACAAGUUGUUAUCUACAGCAAUAACGGAAAAUUCUGAAAUACGAUAUAAAGACAGCAUUGCGGUAUUCGCUUCCGUUUAUGAAAACUCUUUAAACGGCGUUAAGAUUGUUAUGAAGUUUAUGGAAAUGAAGUUCGAUGACAUUUAUCAAUAUUAUAACGAUGAGUCGGCAAUCAAAAGUAUUAUGAGUGGACUCGCAGAAAGAAUAUCAACAAAACAACUUUAUGAACAGUAUACAAAUUUGACGGAUUUGAUCGUAAUGAAAGUACCAACGUUAAAAAAUUCUUUAAAAUCAUAUAACGAUAUUAUUCUUUAUGAACUUGAUUGGUAUAAAAAGAAUAUUCCACUGAUAUCAUAUUAUUUGGAGAAACUUUAUCAAAACCACAAUAACCAACGUUUACCAACAACACUUUAUCCGCUUAAUUAUAAUCUCUCGAUUGCCAUAAUAGAUAAAAGAAAAUUCACAGGAUCGGUUAAAAUAAAUCUUCGAGUCGAUAAACCAACCUUUCAAAUAGUUCUCAAUUCUCAUAAGCUCAAUGUUUCUAACGUUAAAGUUUAUGAAACUCCUUAUAGAACCUCUGAUAAUGAAGUGAAACAUUUUGACAUCCUCGAUAUAGUACAAAUCCAGGAAAGUCAAAAGCUAAUCAUUUACUUAAAAACCAAUAUCGAGGUAGCAAGAGUAACCGUGGAAAUGGAUUUUAUUGGCGAAAUUAAUACAGAAAUGAAAGGCUUGUAUUAUGCUCAAUACAACGAUUUUUACACAACCCACGAUUACUUUGCCACAUACUUCCAACCAAAUUAUGCCAGAAUGGUGUUUCCUUGCUUUGACGAGCCAGCCUUUAAGGCAAAGUUUAAAAUCCAUAUUUUACGAUCUUAUAAGUAUAAAAGUUUAAGUAAUAUGCCUCUUGAAAGAUCUUUGAAUUUUAAUUUGUUAAAUAAGUGGGAUAUUUACAAGGAAAGUCAAAUCAUGUCUACCUACCUAUUGGCUUUCGUUGUUUCUAAUUUUCUACCAAUUAAAAACGAACAAGAAAAAUUUAAUGUUUGGGGUAGAAAAAAUAUCGUUCAUUAUGGUAAUGAAACACAGUAUGCCGCUUAUAAGUUUUAUAACAAUCUUAAUACACGUAUAAAAGAUAUAAAUGAAUUAGAGAAAUUAGAUUUAGUAGGAUUGCCAAAUUUCCCUAUAAGUGCAAUGGAAAAUUGGGGUCUUUUUACAUUUAGGGAAUCUCAACUCUUCUACGAUAGCAAUACCAUACCUUUAUCGCAAAAAUAUUUUAUAUUGACUACGAUAGCACACGAAAUUUCUCAUAGAUAUUUUGGAAAUUUGGUUACUUGCGAAUGGUGGUCUUAUACUUGGUUAAACGAAGGUUUUGCCCAAUAUUUUCAAUGGUUGCUUCUAGGGGCAUUUGAAGAAAAAGAUUUUACAAAUCUAUUUGUCGUUAAUGAUAUGCAUGAUGUCUUAGAGAUUGAUCAAAACAUAUACUCUCAUUCAAUGAAUUACCCUGUUGUGACUCUUAAUGAUCUAAGGAAACCGUUCGAUAAAAUCUCAUACAAAAAGGGCGCUAGCAUUAUUCGUAUGCUUCAUAUGCUCCUUGGAGAUAAUGAUUUUUAUUAUGCUCUUAAAAAAUAUGUCAUGAAUAAUAAAGAUAAAGUAGUUAAUCCGAGUAAACUUUGGGAAGUGUUUCAAUCAUUUAUGAAAAACAAUAUUACUUUAGAAACAACGAUGAGUAAAUGGAUCAAUGAAUAUGGAUAUCCUAUCGUAACUGUAAAUUUAAAUUCGUCAUCAGGAGUACUUCAUUUUUAUCAGGAUCACUUUCAUUAUUAUACUGAUGAAAAAUCUUCCUACUUUCACAUUCCCAUCAGCAUGGCUACCGAGCUCAAUCCAAAUUUCGAAAAUACAUCGGCGAAAUUUUGGUUGAAAAGUAAAGAAGAUUCAAUUCAGACCAAGUUGAGAAAUCAUUGGGUUGUAAUAAAUGUUCAGCAAAGUGGGUAUUAUCGGGUUAAAUAUAAUAAUGAGUUAAUGAACAGAAUAAUAGAUGUUUUGUACAGCGAGGAUUAUAAUUUGAUUCACGUGGUAAAUCGUGCACAAAUUAUCGACGAUGCCUUCCAACUGGCUUACAUGAACAAGAUAAGUUGGUCCGUGCCUUUUAAAAUAGCAUUUUAUUUGCGUAAAGAAACGGCACAUUUACCUUGGAAGGCGUUCGUACGAGGCAUUAAUAAUCUUUGGGAAAGCAUAAGGCAUUUUGAAAAUAAUGAACUUUUUAAGAAAUAUGUUCUGUAUUUAACUAAUGAGCAUGUCGAAAGGCUUGGAUUUAAUGAUACUUUGGAUGACUUAGAUCCAUCCAGGAAAGAAAAUCAAUUGAACAGAGAAUUAAUACUUUCGCUAAAUUGCAAAUUCGGAGGUAAGAAUUGUAUCAACCAAUCGAAGAAGUUAUUCGUAGACUUUCAGCGAAAUAAAAAAAUGUAUCGAAAUGCCAAACCUGCUAUUCUUUGUACAGCCGUAAAAUAUAAUAAUGAUAAUAUUUGGAUAGUUUUAUGGUUAGCCUAUAAAAACACGGAUCUACAUGCGGAACAAAUUCUAUACUUAGAUGCUUUAGGAUGUUCGGAAAAGGAUAAUCUCAUAGAGAAUUACCUUGAAUACAUCUUUGACAAACAGCGAUUAGGAUACAUACAAAAAGAAAAUAUUCGAAGAGCCUUUGCUUCCAUAUAUAAAUCUAGUGAGAAAGGAUGGAAAAAAUGUUACGAAUAUAUAAUCAAUAAUUAUUUGGAUAUUUAUAAAGUAUUGGGCGACUGGAACGAAGUUGCAGAAAUUUUCAUUGAAAUCAUAGAUCGUAUUCCAGAUUCAAAAAUAACUGAAAAGUUUAAAUUCUUUAUAGAAAACAACGAAAAAAGUCUUGCACCAAUCUCAUCCAAAUUGCUUCAAGCUCUAGAAAAUGCAAAUUUAAGGAUUAUAGAUAAUAGGUACAUAAAAUAUCGCUUACAAAUAUUAUUGACAGAUAUAUUUGAGAAAAUUGAAAACAAUUCCAAACAUAGUUCAGGAACUCGAAGUUUAAACAUUGUUUUUCUUACUAUCAUGUCUUUUAUGUCACUUUUCUUACUCCAAUAGAAAUAAUUUUAUUUAAUAUCAAAAGUUCACUAUAUAAAAUUUCCAAAAGAACGAACGCCAAUUAAUGUUAUAACAACUAAAUUGAACUUUUCACAGCAAUAACAUCAAAUAUAACUUGUUUGCUAUUUUUAUACCUAUAUAAAUCUAUACGUACAAAUUAAAUACAUGAAUGUUUGUUGUUACUA